UGGUGAAGGACAUGGCAACUCCAGAGAAGGCAACGACCCCCUUGGGUGCCAUGGGGGUGUUGGAGCCACGUCAGCUAAAGCCUGAUAGCGCAGAGACGGAAAGAAUCCUGACUGUCUUGGAUGAGACCAUUACCAAGCUGGAGAUGACCAGGUUGAUCCCACGGAUCACUGGCUCCCUGGAGAGGUUUGCUAGGAUGCUGGGACCUGAGAUCACAGCCAGCCUGUUGGAGCACCAAAAGCUUUCAAAUGAAAUGCAGCACCUGCUCGCCAGCCCUGGAGCACAGGAGACCAUGAGAGCCAGGGAGCAACGCCUGAAAUGUUCUCUUAGACACAUCCUGAGGCUCCUUCUGGCCAACCCUUUGCUUUGCCAGGGACUGAAAUAUCAAGUCCAGGUGAGAGCAUCACCAGCUGAUGCGUUUAUCAAAGCCUUUGCGGAGUUCAGGGAUUUCAUGCUGGAGAAGCUCCUGACCAGUCCUGCCGAAGAGCGAGAAAAGAUUCAGUUCGUGGAAGAAAUGUCCCUCAAGGCUGAGCAAAACACCGAAGUGAUCACAGCUCUACAGGCAGAGCUGGCAGCAGCAAUCCAGACUCGAAAGGAGGAGAUGGACAGGAAGGACAAAAUGAUUGAAGACCUCAAAACCACCAUGGAAAAUCUGGCCAAGGACCGCAAGGCUGAGAUCCAGCAGAUGAAGAAGGAAGGGGCAAAACAGCGAGAGGAGGAGGUGAAAGCUGCCCAGGGCAGGUGUGCCAGGCUGCAGGAGGACGUGCAGCGCCUGCGAGUGCAGUUCAGUGCCCUGGUAGAGGAGCAUCGAGCCUCGGAGCUGCUUCUCAGGAAGAGGAAGUGCAGAACGGAGGAGGAAAUUGAGAACUGGAUCCAGAAAUAUGACACAGACAUGGCAGCAAAACAGGCCACGUUCGAGGCGAUUCACGCUGUCUACACCGAGGAGAAAGCCCAGCUGGCCCAGCUGAUGGAGAAACACGCUCUGCUGCUCCAGGAGUAUUCCCAGAUUGAGGAGGAGCGCAAGAUGCUUAAGCAGAAGGAGGAGGAGGAAUUGCAGGAGCAGGCCAGGAGGAACCGUGCUGCCACCCGCAUCCAGGCUGCUUGGAGAGGCUACGUGGUGCGGUCCUUCUUCAAGGCAAAGCUGAAGAAGGCCAGGGCCAAGGCCAAGGGCAAGGGAGGCAAAAAAUAAAGCCCCAAAUUCCUUCUUUGCCCCAGCAAAGCUGCUGGGUCUGAGUUCGUCCAGAUAAAAACAUUAAACUGUUAAGUUUGGAAAAGACCUUUAACAUGAUUAAGUCCAACCACCAACCCAGCACUACCGUGUUCACCACUAAAAUAUGUCCUCAAGUGCUACAUCCA
Manacus vitellinus (golden-collared manakin) is the source of this 1354-nucleotide messenger RNA. RefSeq names its product IQ motif containing D (gene DRC10). Gene Ontology annotation, molecular function: protein binding. The coding region runs from base 12 to 1187 and encodes 391 amino acids. NCBI's taxonomy places the organism in Eukaryota, Metazoa, Chordata, Aves, Passeriformes, Pipridae. The record is from RefSeq and is a predicted model, not a curated record. The transcript has 4 exons.